AUGGCCGCCAACGCUAGACGCUCCUUGCAAGCCUGCACGCGAUGCCGGCAGCAAAAGAUGAAAUGCUCCGGCGAAGCCCCUUGCGAGCGCUGCGCCAAAUUCGGGCGCGAGUGUGUCUUUGAGGCGGCCAACACCGUCACCACCACCAGCUCCGUCACCAGCAACUCGGCCCCGAUCCAGCAGCCGCUGACUCCCUCCGACCGCUCGAACCCCCUGAAUUCGAUCGACCAGGACGACCGGAGCGAACCGCGCGGCCGUAAACGAAGUUUCCACGAAAUCAUCCACAAUCUUGAUUACGGUCGGAGAUCCUAUUACCCCCCUGCUCGCUAUGGGGAGCUCGUUCCAGAGGGCGACACUCCAUACUCCACCGUUCAAGGGCUGGAGGAUCACCAGCUGUGUUCGCCAGAUUACAAAACCCUCGGCACUGCUUCAAUCAGCAGCACCAAGUCUCUGGCCUCGUGUCUGGCCGACGCCAACAUCACCGUCGCCGAGGCGCACGAGAUGUUUGCCCUGUUCGGCGAGCGAAUGGCCCCCUUCAUUCCAACAUUCUAUGCCACCGACUUUGGUCGCCUGCCCGCCGAGCCUGUCUAUGCCCUCGCCGCCAUCUAUACGAUCGCGCGUUAUCUGCCCGACUCGAGCAGCUUACGCGGUCGCGUCGGCCGCAUCUUGCGUUCUCUCCUCGCCGACCUGGUGCUUUCUCCGGCGACGAGUGAUCCAGUGACUGCGGUCGGGAACAUGCACGGUCUCGUCAUCCUCUACGGCUGUGCUGAGGCGACCGGCCCCAGCCCCGGUAGCACGCCCGAGUCGACGGAUAGUUUUGAUAUGCUCACCCUCAAGGGGAUUGCCGAAGCAUACGCCGUCAAAACAAAGCUGGGCGUUGACUGCUAUCUCGCCAAAGUGUCCGUUCAGCUGCCUCUGCUCUGGGUCGUGUGGCUGUACACCAUGAGCCAUCACUGCGCCGUUAUCCAUGGCUGCCCCCGAUCCCUCUCCGGCUCUGCAGAGCUCCUCCGCGCCAAAGCUCUCCUCGAGCAGAGUAUUGACCAUCCGCGAAUUCGCGUGCUCCUUGGCGAGUGCGACUUGUUCCUCCUCUGGGAGAGACUAAUCAACGCUCCUGGCGCAUCCCCAGCAACCAUUGAGGAUGCCUUGCACGUCUGA
Aspergillus calidoustus is the source of this 1155-nucleotide messenger RNA. Lineage: Eukaryota; Fungi; Ascomycota; Eurotiomycetes; Eurotiales; Aspergillaceae. The record is from the annotation of a GenBank genome assembly.